This is a messenger RNA of Laccaria bicolor S238N-H82, 548 nucleotides long. RefSeq lists its product as uncharacterized. The coding region runs from base 111 to 548 and encodes 145 amino acids. The transcript is spliced from 6 exons. Lineage: Eukaryota; Fungi; Basidiomycota; Agaricomycetes; Agaricales; Hydnangiaceae. The record is from RefSeq and is a predicted model, not a curated record.
ACGGCGCUCGCUGACCGCGCCGACGAUGUACGACGACUCUUCGCUUGUCAACAAGCUGGAUUCGGCGGUGCCAGCGCCAUUGGCUGAGUUCGAUGCUUUUUGGACAAGCGAUGGCGCACAAGGAACACUCUGGAAACUUUGUCUGCCCGUCAAGUCAUUCCACAAUCCUGGAAAUCCCGCGGUUUGUGCGCCAAUUUGUUCCGAAGAAACAAGUGCAACUUCAAGCCAACGUCCACACGGCAACGAGUGUAGAGUCUGGGGUUCUCUUCCAAUCUUCACAUCACUCUCUCGGCCAUGGUUAUGCCAGCUAUGAACAUGUAGACCAUGAGCCCUCUUUCACAUCACAGUCUUCUUCCAUUUCCCCGACAUCACCCAAUUAUUGUAGAACUCUUUCGAGUCCACAGACGAACCAUAUCAAUACUUCUUACUCGUCGUCCUGGCAACCUACAUCGCCCUUUUACACCCGCAUAAUGCAGCAUAACCAAGGCGCCCCAGGCAUCUUCUUCAAAUUCGAUUCAGACCCGCUUGCAAUAACACAACACCAAUGA